Messenger RNA from Prunus avium (sweet cherry), 1948 nucleotides. RefSeq names its product Protein kinase superfamily protein. The record is from RefSeq and is a predicted model, not a curated record. Gene Ontology annotation, biological process: protein phosphorylation. Gene Ontology annotation, molecular function: ATP binding; protein kinase activity. Lineage: Eukaryota; Viridiplantae; Streptophyta; Magnoliopsida; Rosales; Rosaceae.
ACUCACAGUCAAAAACAGAUGCAACAUCACAUUCACAUGGCAUAGAUCUGUCUUACAAGUUUUGAGCAUAGUAUAUGUGCUCAUCUUCUGAUCUCUCUUCUUCAACUCCAUAACUUCUUUGUGCACAAGUCUGUCUCUCAAAGUCCAUUUUCCUAGUAGAUAAAAGGAUUAAUUUUGAUCCCCCUUAAAAUUCCCAAAAAUCUUGGGUUCCACACACACCCUCUCCUCCCAAAAGUACCAUCCCAUCUCAAUCUUCUUGUCUUCUACUCCUACUUGUAUGGAAAGAAAUCUGUUCUACAUGCAUACUAGCCAUAUCUGCAUUAUGUUUAACACUUUCUCAAUCCUUCACAUCAAAACCAGAUCCUAAUCUUUUGUUAUUUCUCACUUUCGUAGUCUAAGUUUUCAAUGUUUGAUAUGAAGGAGUUGCAUUUUUGACAGAAUGAAGAACACCCACCUGCUUAAUUUGAUUCUUGUACUGACCUCAACUGGAGUUUUGGUAUCUUUUGUAUUUUUGAUCUACUUUUACUGCAAAAGAAGUGCAAAACAUGAGCAACAAGAUGUGGAAAACUCAGAGCAGAAGCAUGAAGAUGAUGUGGAGGUAGAGGACUUGAUGAUUUUUCAGGAUGGCCAAGACCUCACAAUUUGCGACAUACUAGAUGCUCCAGGGGAGGUGAUUGGAAAGUCAAACUAUGGAACACUGUACAAGGCUUUGUUGCAGAGUAGCAACUCAGUGAGGUUGCUGAGGUUUUUGAGGCCUGUGUGCACUGCAAAAGUUGAAGAUUUUGGUGAAGUGGUUCAGAUGUUGGGGAGUAUAAGGCACCCCAAUUUGGUGCCUCUUCUGGGAUUUUAUGCAGGGCCAAGGGGUGAGAAGCUUUUGAUUCAUCCGUUUUAUUGGCGUGGCAAUCUGGCUCAGUUUGUAAGAGAAAGCAAUCCUGACUCUCACAAAUGGGCCAUAAUCUAUAGAAUCUCAGUUGGAAUAGCAAAAGGUUUGGAUCAUCUUCACACUGGGUUGGAGAAGCCUAUAAUUCAUGGCAAUCUCAAGUUGAAAAACGUACUUCUGGAUCGCCAUUACCAACCAUUCAUCUCAGAUUUCAGCCUACAUCUUCUGUUGAAUCCUACUGCUGGCCAAGAAAUGCUUGAACUUUCAGCAUCUCAAGGCUACAAAGCCCCUGAGCUGAUCAAAAUGAGGGAUGCAACUGAAGAGACUGAUAUAUACAGCCUUGGGGUUAUCUUACUUGAAUUACUCACAGGGAAGGAACCAAUCAAUCAAAACCCAACAACACCUGAUGAGGAUUUUAGUUUGCCGGAUUUUAUGAGAAAUGCAGUCCUUGGACAUAGAAUCCAUGACUUGUUCCAUCCAGAUUUACUUCUCAACAGCAACAUUGACGACGAAGUCCCAGUAACUAAAGAACAGAUUCUCAAGUUCUUUCAGCUUGCUAUGACAUGCUGUUCUCCUUCUCCAUCACUUAGACCAAACACCAAGCAAGUUCUAUGGAAGCUUGAAGAGAUUGGUAACUGAACACUCUACUUGAGCACUGUUUGGUAGGUCAUAGUGCCUUGAUUGAGAAUAUUUCUGAUUUACAAAAUCAGCAUGAUUGAUGGCCAUGACAAAAACAAUGACCAUGAUGACUUUGACAUGUAUAGUAAAAAUAUAGAUGGUUAUAUAUACUCUUUGAAGCCAAAAAGCUGAAAACUUCAGCUUAUGGUUACACGCUUUGAGCAAAAGUUUCAGAUUUCAGCCAUCCGACAAAGAUCGAAAAGUUGGUGAUUUAGCUUGUCAGAUUGUAGAUUUCUUUAUUGCUAAGUAUGAGCAGCCUGAGACUAUGAAUUCCAUAUGGUCCCAGCUAGCUUUCACAAAAUCUUUUAAGGGAAGGUAUCACUUAGCAAAAAAGAAAAAGAAGGUACCUUUAAUCAACAGUGAGCAAUGAAAUUAUUCUUUUUCCAUCUA